ACCUAGUUCCCAAUAAGUGAGCAUUUUAGUCAUAAAAUAUCAGUAGGCAUUUUCUCAGAUGCUCGGCCGUACUUGUCACUACCAUUCUCCGACAUACCCAUAAACCACAAUCUUUAUCUAUCCUAUAAACACAAAUAGAGUUUUUUCAUCUUUCUGUAGAUGCAUUGGGAAAAGAUCGACAGUUACUUGUUGUGGAUUUGCUGAAGCAAAGAUUUCUUAAGUUUAUGGCUUCAAUCAUGUUGCAGUCUUUGCCAGCAGCCGAUAAUGAAAGCUUUGGACAAUUAUUUGUAGUUUCAAGAAGUUCACCUAUCCUGGAUUUCUCCAAAAGACCAGAAGUAACUGAACAAAUUUCAAAGUUUGGUGUAAAAUGUAUGCCAUCUCUUAAUAUUAGGUCCCGGACAAGAAGACGUGGUUCAAGAAUAGCAUUUGCUUUAGAUACAGGGAGACUUCCCAGUAGUGACGAUCAAGAUGGCCUCAACGGUGAUGGUCGUGAUCUAGGUGGAACUCGUUUGGGGAGGAUAGUAGGUGCUGGAGGCAGGCAGUUGUUGGAGAAGCUUAAUUCAGCUCGACAAAAUUUUCCUAUGAAAGUAUUUCUGCUUCUCUUAGGUUUUUAUACGGCAAAUGCCUUGGCUACAAUCCUAGGACAGACUGGUGAUUGGGAUGUGUUAGUGGCAGGAGUCGUCGUAGCUGCAAUUGAGGGAAUUGGAAUGCUUAUGUAUAAAAAGCCUCCUUCUCUUCUGUCCAAGAGGUUGCAAUCUCUGGUUUCGAUGGUGAACUACUGGAAAGCAGGUGUUAUUCUAGGUCUCUUCGUUGAUGCUUUCAAACUAGGUAGUUGAUUUUCUCUCUAGCAAUCCUUGCAUUCUUUUCUCAAAAUGAUUGUUGCCUCAAUGCCAUCAUGUCAUGUGUGUAUCAUAUACUAGACUGCUCCCAUGUACUUAAGUGAGUUUCGGUGCUUCUAUUUUGAGGGCAAAUGUAUAUUUUAAUAAAAUUGUUUUCCAAUUCACUUUAUUAUACCUUUCUGUUA
Lycium barbarum (goji berry) is the source of this 1024-nucleotide messenger RNA. Its product is annotated as ycf20-like protein. Bases 225 to 836 code for a protein of 203 amino acids. The record is from RefSeq and is a predicted model, not a curated record. Lineage: Eukaryota; Viridiplantae; Streptophyta; Magnoliopsida; Solanales; Solanaceae. The transcript has 3 exons.